CACUGCUCCAGCAGAGGAACAGCAGCCACCACAGCAGCAGUCCAGGCGGUGGCCGGCCUCUUCGGGCCCAGGGGUGCUCAGCUGCCCAGAGGUACCCCGCAAAAGGCAGGGCUCCAGCCCUCCCCUGAAUGGGUGGGAUCGAGGCAGGCGGGGGCAGGCGGGGCUUUGCCUCUGGCUGCAGCCGCUGGGCUGGGUGGGCCCGGCCAGGAGCGCUCACUGUGUGGAGGCUGGGCCUGGGCCUCCCUGGCCCCCUGCACUGGGUGGGGGUGGGGAGGCUCACCCAGAUCUUCAUCCCCUGGGCUCCACACUAGACAGCUCAGGUGGAUGCUACGAGUCUCAGCCCUGUGUCUGAGCCCCAGCCCCUUCCCAGCUCACGUCGUGUGUCCUGUGCCCUUGGUGGCAGCGACGCCGGUGCUGUGGACAGGGGGCGCUGGGGGUGGGGGCUGGAGAGCACCCUGGUGUUGAGCAGCUGCUGCUUCUGGCCCGAGGGACACAGAUGGUCCCGGGGCAGCGGCCAGCUCCACCCUGGUUCACUGGAGAGCGGGGAAGGGGCACGUGGCCGCCUUCCGGGCCAGCAAUGCUCCCGUUGGCGUAGCCGGAGGGUGGAAGGAGGCCGGGUCAGGCGGGCAGGUGUGUUGGGCAGCGCCACACGGGUGGGGGUAGAGGUCUAGCCUUGAAACGGCUUCCUGGGCAGUGUGUCUUGCCGGCCUCCCGCCAGGGGACAGGCACCAUGCCUGGGGCUGCGGAGCUGGGCCCUGCCAGGGCUGAGGUAGGUGCAGGUGUGCCGGGCCCCGCGGUGCACGGCGGGUGGGCUGUGAGGCUCUGGGCAAAGGGCAAUGGAGAGGGCACUGAGAUGCCCCCAGCCCCGAGGCCCCCUCCUGGACACCACUUGGGUCAGACUCCCUGCUCUCUCCCCUGGCCGCCACCCUCUGGGAGGGUGCAGGUGGCCAGCACCGCCGGAGAACCACAGCCCCUGGUGCCCCUGGUGCGAGGGAGCAACCCCCGAGGGCAGGGCUUAGGGUGGCGGUGGGUCAGGUGUCUCCCCCAGCUGCCCCCAAAACACAAGGCUGGGUGUUGUCUGCAGGCCAGCAGGGAGGCCGGGAGGGCGGGAGAGCCUGCAGGCCUGGCCCCAGGCCCCUGACCGGCCUCCAUGAGCCUGGGUCUCCUUCCCUGCCACGGGGGACGCGGCCCGACCCCAGAGCACUUAGCGAUUGUGCGAGCGCGGGCGACAGGCGGGCGUGGGGCGCAGGAAGCUCUGUGGGUACGCUCCUUGCCAUCCACCACGCCCCGCGCUGCGAUCGCUGCCCUGUCCCUGCGCGCCUCGUCGGGUCCCAAAGCAGGCCCCGGAGCCCCGUCCUCCCCCGCUGAGCAGGACGCUUCACCCCGGGAGACACCUCUCGGGGAACCUGUCUCUUAGAGGGUCGACUCCAUUGCCUUCUCGCUGGGUGUGAGAUUUUUCUGGCUGGGAGGUCUGGGAGGGCUUCCUGAGGAGGCUCUGGGAGGACGCAGGAGGGGGCGCAGGGAGGAGGGAGCCUGGCCGCCCAGUCUCCGCGCCGAAGGCCCCGGCCGGAGCUCUUGCCACCUUCUCCCUCGGGUCCAAUAGGGCACGGAGGCAAAGGCUGAAGUAAAAGGCAUCUGCAGAGCGUGGCUCCAGGGGGCCUGCUGGAGCAGGGGGGUGUCCCAGUCUCGGGGCUGUGCCUUCCCGCCCCACCCUGCCCCGCAGCACCGGCUCCUGGGCUUGCACCACCUCCCCUCCCCCAACCCCUCCUGCAGCCUCUGGGGGCUCCCGCCUCCCUGUCUCCCCGGCCCAUCCCCAGCCUGCAGCCAGGGGUCUCCUCCUCAAACGCAGGGGCUGCUUGUGCCCCUUCAAGGGCCCCGCCCUCAGGAAGUGUCCUGUGCCCUGACGCGGAGGGGUCUGAGGGGGCUGGGUAGGUCCCGUCCCUGCUCCAGUGCUGAGGGGGCCAACACCCCCUGCAGAGCUGUCGUGCUGUCGGCCCCAUGCAUGCCCCCCUGAACUGGCCAGGAAUUUUUGGUCUCCUUCCAAGGUCCGCUGGGCCCAGCCAACCUGAUGCCAGGUCUACCCUUCUGUCCACCGCCACCGGACAGACGUGGGGGGGAGGGGAAUGGCCACAGCCUGGGUCUCACUUCUCCCCACCCCCAGCCCGACUCUCCUUAGCCCCCGCGGCGCUUGCAGCAGGAGUCACCAUGGCCUCGCUGAGCCGGGCCUUGCGGGUGGCGGCCACACGUCCCCGCGGGAGCCCUGCCCUGCGCCCCCUGACCAGCGCGGCCGGCCCCACCGCCGAGAAGAGCGUGCCCUACCAGCGGACCCUGAAGGAGGGCUCCUCGGAGGUGGCCUCGGGCCCAAGCCGGCCCCUGCCCAGCACAGCCAACGUGGUGGUCAUCGGCGGGGGCAGCUUGGGCUGCCAGACGCUGUACCACCUGGCCAAGCUGGGGGUGAGCGGGGCGGUGCUGCUGGAGCGCGACCGCCUCACCUCCGGGACCACCUGGCACACGGCAGGCCUGCUGUGGCAGCUGCGGCCCAGCGACGUGGAGGUCGAGCUUCUGGCCCACACGCGGCGCGUGGUCAGCCGGGACCUGGAGCAGGAGACGGGGCUGCACACGGGCUGGAUCCAGAACGGCGGCCUGUUCAUCGCGUCCAACCGGCAGCGCCUGGAUGAGUACAAGAGGCUCAUGUCGCUGGGCAAGGCCUACGGCGUGGAGUCCCAUGUGCUGGGCCCGGAGGAGACCAAGGCGCUGUACCCGCUGAUGAACGUGGACGACCUCUACGGGACCCUGUACGUGCCGCACGACGGGACCAUGGACCCCGCGGGCACCUGCACCACCCUCACCCGGGCCGCCACCGCUCGGGGGGCGCAGGUCAUCGAGAACUGCCCGGUGACCGGCAUCCGUGUGCGGACGGACGACUUUGGGGUGCGGCGGGUGGCGGCCGUGGAGACGGAGCAUGGCACCAUCCAGACGCCCUGUGUGGUCAACUGCGCCGGGGUGUGGGCAGGCGCCGUGGGCCGGAUGGCCGGGGUCAAGGUGCCCCUGGUGGCCAUGCACCACGCCUACGUGGUCACUGAACGCAUCGAGGGCAUCCAGAACAUGCCCAACGUCCGCGACCACGAUGCCUCGGUUUACCUGCGCCUCCAAGGGGACGCCUUGUCUGUGGGCGGCUACGAGAACAACCCCAUCUUCUGGGAGGAGGUGUCGGACAAGUUUGCCUUUGGCCUCUUCGACCUGGACUGGGACGUGUUCACCCAGCACAUCGAAGGCGCCAUCAACAGGGUCCCGGUGCUGGAGAAGACGGGCAUCAAGUCCACUGUGUGCGGCCCAGAGUCCUUCACACCGGACCACAAGCCCCUGAUGGGAGAAGCGCCUGAACUCCGGGGGUUCUUCCUGGGCUGCGGCUUCAACAGCGCAGGAAUGAUGCUGGGUGGAGGCUGCGGGCAGGAGCUGGCCCACUGGAUCAUCCACGGGCGCCCGGAGAAGGACAUGUACGGCUACGACAUCAGGCGCUUCCAUCACUCGCUCACCGACCACCGCCGCUGGGUGCGGGAGCGCAGCCAUGAGUCCUACGCCAAGAACUACUCGGUGGUCUUCCCCCACGACGAGCCUCUGGCGGGGCGCAACAUGAGGACGGACGCCCUGCACCAGGAGCUCCUGGCGCGGGGCUGCGUGUUUCAGGAGCGGCACGGCUGGGAGCGCCCGGGAUGGUUUAGCCCCAGAGGCACAGCUCCGGUGCUGGACUACGACUACUACGGGGCCUACGGCAACCAGCGGCGCGGGGGCGACGCCUACAGCCAGCUGCUGGGGGAGGAGUACACCUUCGACUUCCCGCCGCACCACGACGUGAUCAGGAAGGAGUGUCUGACCUGCCGGGGGGCCGCUGCCGUGUUCGACAUGUCCUACUUCGGGAAGUUCUACCUGGUGGGCUUGGACGCGCGGAAGGCAGCCGACUGGCUCUUCUCUGCAGAUGUCAGUCGGCCUCCAGGCUCCACGGUGUACACCUGCAUGUUGAACCACCGUGGGGGCACGGAGAGUGACCUGACCGUCAGCCGCCUGGCCCCCGGGCCCCAGGACUCCCCCCUCGUCCCUGCCUUUGAAGGGGACGCCUACUACCUGGCCGUGGGCGGCGCCGUGGCCCAGCACAACUGGUCCCACAUCUCCACGGUGCUGCAGGACCAGCGGCUGCGCUGCCAGCUCAUCGACAGCUCUGAGGACCUGGGCAUGAUCAGCAUCCAGGGCCCGGCCAGCCGGGCCAUUCUGCAGGAGGUGCUGGAUACAGACCUGAGCAACGAGGCUUUCCCUUUCUCCACCCACAAGCUGGUGAAGGCCGCUGGGCACCUGGUGCGGGCCAUGAGGCUGUCCUUCGUGGGGGAGCUGGGCUGGGAGCUGCACAUCCCGGGGCCGUCCUGCGUGCCCGUGUACCAGGCCGUGAUGGCAGCGGGCGCCAAGCACGGCCUCGUCAACGCAGGCUACCGGGCCAUCGACUCUCUGAGCAUCGAGAAAGGCUACCGGCACUGGCACGCGGACCUGCGCUCGGACGACAGCCCCCUGGAGGCGGGCUUGGCCUUCACCUGCAAGCUCAAGUCGGCUGUGCCCUUCCUGGGGCGCGAAGCCCUGGAGCAGCAGCGGGCCGAGGGCCUCCGCCGGCGCCUGGUGUGCUUCACGGUGGACGAGAAAGUUCCCAUGUUUGGGCUGGAGGCCAUCUGGAGAAACGGGCAGGUGGUGGGCCACGUCCGCAGGGCAGACUUCGGCUUCACCCUGGACAAGACCGUUGCCUACGGCUACAUCCGGGACCCCAGCGGUGGGCCGGUCUCCCCAGACUUCGUGAAGAGCGGAGACUACGCUCUGGAGAGGAUGGGGGUGACCUACCCUGCCCGGGCGCACCUGAAAUCUCCCUUCGACCCGGACAACAAGCGAGUGAAGGGGCUCUACUGAGGGGGCCCAGCGCAGGACCCGCUACCACCCCCCA
Molecule: messenger RNA, 4978 nt
Organism: Talpa occidentalis (Iberian mole)
Lineage: Eukaryota; Metazoa; Chordata; Mammalia; Eulipotyphla; Talpidae
Gene: SARDH
Product: sarcosine dehydrogenase
Exons: 20
Coding region: 1999-4944 (981 amino acids)
Cellular component (GO): mitochondrial matrix; mitochondrion; cytoplasm
Molecular function (GO): protein binding; sarcosine dehydrogenase activity
Source: RefSeq, a predicted model, not a curated record